Molecule: messenger RNA, 1250 nt
Organism: Rhipicephalus sanguineus (brown dog tick)
Lineage: Eukaryota; Metazoa; Arthropoda; Arachnida; Ixodida; Ixodidae
Product: signal peptide peptidase-like 2B
Exons: 6
Coding region: 91-1056 (321 amino acids)
Biological process (GO): membrane protein proteolysis
Cellular component (GO): lumenal side of endoplasmic reticulum membrane; cytoplasmic side of endoplasmic reticulum membrane; Golgi-associated vesicle membrane
Molecular function (GO): aspartic endopeptidase activity, intramembrane cleaving
Source: RefSeq, a predicted model, not a curated record
CUCCUUUCCCUGCUGCUGUCGCUUCUGCUCAUCUACGACGUCUUCUUCGUGUUCAUCACGCCAUUUCUGCGUGCGAAUCGCGAAAGCGUCAUGGUCGAGGUGGCGAAGGGCGGCAGUGUCAUGGAGACGCUGCCCAUGGUCAUCAAAUUUCCGCGCCUCACGCGAGGCCCCUACAGCAAGUGCUUCCUGCUCAAGUUCUCCAUCUUGGGCCUAGGAGACAUCUUGGCGCCGGGUCUCCUCUUGUCCUACUGCCACGCAUUCGAUCUUCUUGCCCUCGGAAAAAGAUUCUACUUUUACAUUUCGAGCGCCUCGUACGGCUUAGGCAUGGUGGCCACGUUCACCGCACUUGAGUUGAUGCACAACGCACAGCCGGCGCUCCUCUACCUCGUUCCUUUCACGAUCAUCCCCACGGUGACCACGGCUUGGUUCAAGGGACACCUGUUCGCCAUAUGGAACGGAGUCAAGUUGCCUGAGAGCUACUCCAGACACCAGGCGAAGGACGAAUCAAGGAACCCGACUCCGCACUCGAGUCCCGGAAGCCGAGGCGUUGUGGCUGCCAGUUCGACAAGCGAGUUGAUUCCGGACAGCGGAGAAGGCAGCGAAAACGGCACCGCGAAUCAGCAGAAGCACAGGCGCCAGUCGAAGGCUUCGAAGGACCAAGGAGCCGAAGCCGGCUUCUCCAAAAAUGGAAGACUCCCUGGCCAGGAAGGCGAACCGCUCCAGCACGGCGGCGUUGGCGGUAGCGACGUCGUCGACAGCUGCGACCACGCUACCGUCGCGUUCCUUCAUCGCGGCAAUCGUGAUCUGGAGCUGGCGGCGUCCAACAUCGUGCCGGCGCCAGCAUCUGGGACGCGCGGUCCUCAGGCUUCAGAUGGACGCGAGCAGUGCCCGGCCGCGUGCGUAGUUGGCGCUGCGCGAUACAGGUGGCGCCUCCUGCAGGGCUGCGCAGGAACGGAUGGGCAGGACACAUCCCGUCUCUGCCACGAGGGAAGGAACGGUUUCCGUCGUGACCUCUCGGGUGGUAACGGGCCCACUACCAGUCCGUUCCCCGCCUAGGCAUGCGGCCUGGUCUGAGCCACUCGCUGCACUACGGCUUGAUUCAGCUUCGCUAUAAAAGGAUAACUGUUUUAAGAAAAACACGAAAUAUGGCUGAACGUGUCCUGCUUAAUAUGUAAAGGUCUUUCUCCGCGCAGACGCAUUCUACGAAUUAUCCUGCUAUUGUGCAGAUUAUUCAACGAAGGCUGUAUGUG